AUGGAAGAGAGAACGUUGCUCACUUUGAUGGUCUUUUCCUCACUCAUAGUAUUAACAGAAACCAUUGCUCAAAAGCAUGGUGUUGAAAUCUACAGCCUCCGUGUGGACUCCAAGGUCACAUCGCGAUUUGCCCAUACUGUCAUCACCAGCAAAAUUGUCAACCGAGCUAACGAGUCCAGAGAGGUGACUUUUGAAGUGGAAUUACCCAAGACGGCCUUCAUCACCAACUUCUCCAUGUCCAUUGAUGGUAAGGCGUACCCAGGAAUAAUAAAGGAGAAAGCUUCUGCUCAGAAGGAGUACGACACGGCCGUCUCGCAGGGGCAGAGCGCCGGGCUCGUCAGAAUCACGGGCAGCAAACUGGAGCAGUUUCACGUGUCCGUCAGCGUUGCUGCUGCCAGCAAAGUCACUUUUGAGCUGACCUACGAGGAGCUGCUGAAGCGGCAGCUGGGCAAGUUCGAGCUGCUGGUCAAGGUCCAACCGCAGCAGCUUGUGAAGCAUUUCCAGAUUGAUGUGCACAUCUUCGAGCCCCAAGGGAUACGCCUCUUGGAGACAGAGAGCACCUUCCUGACAAAUGAGUUAACUGAGGCGCUCACGAAAGUGCAGAGUGAAACGAAGGCUCAUAUUUUAUUUAAGCCAACUAUAGAUCAACAGAAGAUAAAUCCUGAACUCAAUGAAACCCUCCUCAAUGGUGAUUUUGUUGUGCGUUAUGAUGUUGAGAGAGGUGCCACUGCAGGUGAUAUAGAGAUUGUCAAUGGCUAUUUUGUGCAUUACUUUGCACCUCAUGAUAUGCCAGUGUUUCCCAAAAAUGUCAUCUUCGUUAUAGAUCGAAGCGGCUCCAUGGCAGGCAGAAAAAUUGAGCAGACAAGGGAUGCCCUGUUGAAGAUUUUGCAAGACCUCCGCCCUGAAGACCAUUUCAGCCUUAUCACCUUUAACAGCAAAGUGGUGGAGUGGAAGAGUUCUUUGCUGCAAGCCACUGCAGAGAAUGUGGAAAGUGCUUCAGGAUUCGUGAAAACUCUUUCAGCUCAAGGAGGCACAGACAUCAACCGUGCGCUGCUGGCUGCCGUGAGCACGCUGGACAAAGCCGAGUCGCUGCCAGAGAGGAGUGUCUCCAUGAUCCUUCUGCUGACAGAUGGCCAGCCCACUUCUGGUGAGAAUAAUGUGGAAGUAAUUCAAGAAAACAUUCAGAAAGCAGUGGAUGGGAAAUGUGCUCUUUUCUGCCUUGGCUUUGGGUUUGAUGUCAGUUAUAAGUUCCUAGAGAAAAUGGCCCUAAGCAACGGGGGAAUAGCACGUCGUAUAUAUGAAAAUGCUGAUGCAGCCUUGCAGCUCCAGGGCUUUUAUCAAGAGGUGGCUACCCCAAUAUUAAUGCAAAUUGAAAUGCAGUAUCCAGAAAACAUCAUUGAGGGAUUAACCAAGAACAUUUUCAAGCUGUUUUUUGAAGGAUCUGAAAUUAUAGUAUCUGGAAAAAUUAACAAUGAGCUUGAUCUUUUGCCAGUAGAAAUUAAAGCUAAGUCACACACCAGUGACUUGACUCUUAAGGAAGAAGCAAAUGUCAAAGAGAGAGAGCAAGUAUUUAAAAAUCAAAGUUAUAUCUUUGGAAAUUUCAUAGAGAGACUGUGGGCUUACUUAACCAUUCAACAGCUUCUGGAAAAAUCUAUUGCAGCACAAGAAGAGGACCGGAAAGCCCUGGAGGCACAAGCCCUAGAGCUGUCUCUGCAGUACAGCUUUGUUACCCCCCUCACUUCCAUGGUGGUCACCAAACCUGAUGGCCAGCAACAGAGGGAGCUGGCGAAUAAACCCACUGAAGCUGCUGCUUCUAGACGAAGGAGUGGAUCAGCUCCUGUCAAUGUAUAUCCACAGCUUGCCCGACUAUCACCCACACAAACCACAAGAACGUGUUUAAGUACUGAUGGAAAAGCACAGCCCUCUGCCCACCUGCUGUCAGAUCCGGAGCAAGGACUCACUGUGACGGGGAAGCCUGGGGACAGAAUAGAUCGCUUUGUGCAGCUUGAGCUUAACUAUACGAACCCCCCUGCACAAAUCCAUGUCUCCACGGGUGAGAUCGUCAUACAGCACAAUGGUGAGGGCACUCGGCUGCCGUGGGCGGAGUCAGCCACCUCCACCAUCCACGGGCUGAGAGUCUCGGUUGAAAAGGAAGGGAGAGUUACAGUAUCAUCAUCUGAUACCGUCACAGUAGAAAUUUCCCUCAUCAAGUUUCCAGCUGCCUUCCUUAGGGUGUGCUUCUUGAAAACCAACCAUUUGUCUGACAAAUUCAGUGACCUUAUGGGUAAAUUUUAUUCAGAAGUGCAAUUAGACAGGAAUUCCAACAUCAAUCGGAGAGCUUACGAAGGAUUUCCAAAUGUGCCUGGAUUGAGCUCAAAGUUACCACUCAGCAGACACAGGCUAAGGAAAGAUUACAGGCUUGAGGCAACCACUGAUCCUCUUCUGUGCUGGUCAGUAGAUGUAACUCCCCAGAAAAGA
Messenger RNA from Merops nubicus (carmine bee-eater), 2478 nucleotides. RefSeq names its product inter-alpha-trypsin inhibitor heavy chain H4-like. The record is from RefSeq and is a predicted model, not a curated record. The transcript has 19 exons. Gene Ontology annotation, molecular function: serine-type endopeptidase inhibitor activity. Gene Ontology annotation, biological process: hyaluronan metabolic process. The annotation marks the transcript as partial. Lineage: Eukaryota; Metazoa; Chordata; Aves; Coraciiformes; Meropidae.